Elgaria multicarinata webbii is the source of this 2756-nucleotide messenger RNA. It is a transcript of the gene ZBTB9, whose product is annotated as zinc finger and BTB domain containing 9. NCBI's taxonomy places the organism in Eukaryota, Metazoa, Chordata, Lepidosauria, Squamata, Anguidae. Gene Ontology annotation, biological process: regulation of transcription by RNA polymerase II. Gene Ontology annotation, molecular function: protein binding; RNA polymerase II cis-regulatory region sequence-specific DNA binding; DNA-binding transcription factor activity, RNA polymerase II-specific. The coding region runs from base 127 to 1542 and encodes 471 amino acids. The transcript has 2 exons. The record is from RefSeq and is a predicted model, not a curated record.
GCUCCGCUCCGGCUCGGCCGCUUCGCUCGGACGGAAGGCAGCGCCGGGAGGAGGAGGAGGAGGAGGAGGAGGAGGAGGGAGGAAGGCCCCCGCCCCCGGCCGCUCUCCGUUUGGGGGCCCAGCGCCAUGGAGGCCGAGACGCGCAGCGUGCAGAUCCAGUUCCCCCACUACGCGGCCGUCCUGCUGGAGUCGCUGAACAAGCACCGGCAGGAGGGCAAGUUCUGCGACAUCUCCAUCCACGUCCAGGGCCGGGUCUUCCAGGCCCACAAGAGCGUCCUGGCUGCCUCCUCGCCCUACUUCCAUGACAAGCUGCUGCUGAACGACACCAACUGCAUCGUGCUGCCCAGCGUCAUUGAGCCCGAGGCCUUCGAGAACCUGCUGCAGCUCAUCUACUCGGGCCGGCUCAAGCUGCUGCUGGAGGCCCUGCCCAGCCACCUGCUCGUGGCCAGCGGCCUGCAGAUGUGGCAGGUGGUGGACCAGUGCUCAGGCAUCCUCAAGGAGCUGGAGGGGGGCCCCUGCCGGCCGCCCUGGUCCAGCCGGGCCAGCGAGAGCCAGUCCCCCAGCAGCAGCAACUACUUCGGGGCCAGGGACGACGGGGAGGUGGCCAGCGGGCCGGAAGGCCGCCGCCACGCGCAGCAUGGCGCCCCCGACGAUGACGAGGUCCUGAAAAUCCGGGUGCCCCACGACGAGGAGGACGAAGAGGAGGACGAGGAGGAGGAGCGGCAGGCCCAGGUCUGCAGCGGCUCCACCGACGGGCCGCUGAAGGUCGUCCUGGACGAGGGAGAGGAGGAGGACGCCCCCGGCAGCUCCAAGGGCUCCAGGGCCCCCGGCUCCGGCUUCGCCUCCUCCCACGAGGCCCCCAAGAUCUUCUACAUCAAGCAGGAGCGCUUCGACUCCGAGGAGGCAGCUGCCUCGGGGUUGGGCGGUGGCCGUUCCGGCUCGUGCCUGUCGGAGCCGGGCUUCCUCAAGUCCCUGGGCCGGCCGCUGGGCCUGGCCGACCUGCCGGGGCUGUGCCAGGCCGAGAUCCAGGAGACGGGCGAGGUCAGCUACAUCCUCCCCAGCGGGGCCUCCUCCUCCUCCUCCACCACCGGGGCGCCAGGCGGCGGCUUCUCGGUGAAGGCCCAGCCGCUCUCCUCGGACUCGGUGGCCUUCCCGGAGAGCUCCUGGAAGCCGGUGGACCUGCACGGCAACGAGAUCAUCGCCCACGCGGUCCACGGGCAGGUGGUCCACGCGCCCGUCAAGCUGAUGUCCGCGCCGGACGGCAAGAAGUUCGGCUGCCUGUGCGGGAAGCGCUUCGCGGUGAAGCCCAAGCGGGACCGGCACAUCAUGCUGACCUUCAGCCUGCGCCCCUUCGGCUGCUCCGUCUGCAACAAGAAGUUCAAGCUGAAGCACCACCUGACGGAGCACAUGAAGACCCACGACGGCAACCUCUACGCCUGCGAGGAUUGUGGCCGCAAGUUCCGUGUCCAGAGCUGCUUCCUCAAGCACAAGGAGCUCUGCAAAGGGCAGGGCUGGGCCACCGCCUGCUGGACAUACAAGUAGGAGCGGGGGUGGCUGCGGACGACCCCCCACCCCCCGGGGGCCCGGACCAAGGCCCAACCGGGGGCCGGAGGGGGCUUCGGGAGCCCAGGCCUCCUGCCCUUUGCCUCUGCCGAACUCCUGGGUCCCCGGCCCUGCGCUGGUGGAGAGAAAGGGGAGCGGCGGCGGCGGCGGCGGCAGGGGCGUGGCUGCCUUGGGCUGUGAUGAGGAGCGCUCCCACCCCACCCCCCCACCCCCCACCCCGGGCGCUUGUGUUGCUUUGGGGAGAAGCGUUCCGCUGGUCACAGGCCGCAGAGCGAGGACAGCUGGCCCUGCCCCAGCCAGGAUGGAAGGCUGCACACAGGUGGGCCGGUGGAGGAAGACGGUGGCGGCCGAGCUGGCCGGGAGCCCCGGCGGCUGCCCCCUUCCUGGGCUGAUGAGCGUGGAGCAGGCCAGGAGCGCAAUAUUGGGCCCACAAGGAGGCCAGUCCAGCUUCGCUGCUGCCCUCGGGUGGGCUUCCUGCAGCUAUGGGCCCCACCCCACCCCGCUGCUGUUCCUGGAGGGCUCCUGCCCCCUCCCGAAUGGCUGCCCAGGACCCUCCCCGAGGGCAGAAGCACAGCCUGGCUGGAGCAAGCCGAGGAGGGGGGCUAUUCCAGCACGUCCCGUUUCCCCCGGUGGCCAAGCAGGUGUCUCUGGGAAGCCACUAGGCAGGACAAUGGGGGGGGGGGGCAGGAGCUGUCCCCAGCUGUGGCCCUCCAAGGAAGUGGGAAAACUUUGGGCUAAUGCUCGUCGAUAGCCGUCUCUCUUCCCUCCAGGGGCUUUGUUCAUUCUGUCGUAACGCCAGAGCAGUCGUGGUGCCAUUGGGUGGGUGGGCAGCAGUGGCCAUCCCUCUCCCCAGCCCCCCCCCCAACCUCCCAGCCCAGCCGCAAGCUGAUUCUGUCCCACAUUGCUUCUGCUCCCGGGCGUGACUUUGGCACGCCGACGGCUCCUUGCUCGGCUGCAGUGAGCCUGCUGGAGUCCAGGAUGCCCGACACAUCACCCCUGACCCACUGCGCCUCGUGCAGUCGGAGAAGAACAGCGUGGAGCGGAGGCUUGGCAGGAGCUUCCCACGGACCACGGAUUCUCCUGGAGCCAGUCGGCCACCUCUGCAGACUUCUAGGGCCCGGUUCUUUCCCGUGUCACGAGCUGUACAGUUCUCCGUGAAGUCCUGCCGUUGCAUAAACCUGCUUCCGAGGGAA